UCGCGACCUGCCCCUCCCACCCGGACUGUGGUCCCUCCCUCAGACAGACAGCUUUGCCCUCACAGGUUCUGCCUCUCUAGGACGCCGCUGGGUUUCCUAACGAACCUGGUCAUUGCGCUUGUCCAGGUUCUUUGAAGAAUGGGCAUGAUCCGGUUCAAGGGCAUAGACUCCAUCAUGAUUGACAGGAUGGAGUUUGCUCUACCGUGGGUAGAUCCGGCACGCAUGUCGAGCCUCCUGAAAGCCUCAGCGCCACAGCUGGACGUGCCAUGGGUGGUGCCUGCCACUGACGGGGGAGCCCGUUGGAGUUCCCCCCUUCAAGGGCUAAGAGGGACAUCUGGGGGGGCGCAGGACGCUGGAUUGGGAAACGGAGGGCAGGAGGAGCAGAUCAACAGUGCAAACAAGAGGGAGUUUUCGGCCGACGCGCUGGCCGAGAGCUUACGGUGUUUGCGUAGAUGCAUUCCGAAUGCGGCCGGUUCCAUGAAUCAAGUCGAUUCUCCAAAUUCGGAGGCACAAAUGGGAGGCGACGCCUUGGUCGAAGAGGAGAAGAUCCUCCACAGAUUAAGGAUGCAGACACCUAGGGAUGGGGAGGGGGAGGGGGAUGGAAGAGUUUGUAUUCAGCAAUCAGAGAGCAAUUUGAAGGAUGUGCACGAUACCGACAUGAGGGCGACAUGCGCCAGCGAUGAUGAAACAGGACACAAGAGGGCGCCGGAGAAUGCUUUCGGCCUUCAAGUGCGAGAUGGGCCUCAAAUCGCGAUCGGCAUGGAGGCAUGGUGGAGAAAGGAAGGUAUGAGUAGGGAGCGGAGGGGGAACAGGCCAGUGCUUGGGUCGCAGACGACGGAGCCGACAGAUACGAGCGGUGAUGGCAGGCACUUGGUUGAGCCAUCGAGACGGAGCGUCGAGGAGAUCCUAGCUAAGAGAAGCACGCAGUUAGACACAAGCUCUUGUCCGGGAGACGAUGAUGGUGGAGUUGCCAGAGAUGCAGGGUGUCUUGACAAAGGAGGAGAAGAAGAAGAAGAAAGGGUGGUUAUAGAAUACAAUGGCGGCGCCCGGUUGGAGUCCCACUGGCAUGGCACUAAGCCCCGACAGAUCGUCGACGUGCCGCAGGGAUCUCCGCAGAAGUGGGCCAAUGGGAGCAUGGCUGCCGAGAAUGUGGAAAGCGCGAAUUGCGUCGCAGACAUCGUGUCUUCGAAGGGGAAGAGAAAGAGGGAAGAUGACUCUGUCUGUGAUGAGACACUCGACUCCAAAGCAGUAGUAGAUACAGACAAAAACCGACACUCGACCGGCGCACGGGACCUUUCUGGUAUCAAAGAGACCUGUCUGCGACGAUCAGCAGAAAGGAUAAUAGGAGUGAUGUCAGCAGUGACAGGACGGGGUGCCGGAUCCGAUGAGAGGGUCACAGAAAGAAGGCAAGACCCCUCAGUCGGGAGCUCAACCGUCACACGCAGUGGCCAGACGUGGAAACGCCCGAUGGAUGGGAGUGACAAUCCUCAGGAUCGACCUCUUCCUGAUGGGCAUUGGCAUAAGGUCGAACCCAACUUGUUAGUUCGGCAGCCAAACCUGUUGUCGUCAGCUUGGGAGCGCCCCACCACAAUUUGUGCUGGUGAUCGUGUCAGAGAUGGGGUAGCUAUGCCAGAUAGGGACACAGUUUGGCCGAUAACUGGGUGGUCGGGACUGGAAGAGAAACCUGUGGCCAGUGCGCCGCACUCCAGUCUUGAGAAAGCCAUCUUACAGACCAAAGGUUGGGCCUCCAAGGGUUGUUUGCAGAUUUCUGGCAGGAUGAGAAGUCCACAAGAACGGCAAGGAGGAGAGGGUGCCGAUGACCGCGCAGGUGAUGUCAUCGAUGGAAACAAAUGCAACGAUGCGGAAGCUGUUACUCUGCAAGACGAUGCGGCAGAUCUGAGGGUAAUCCUGCCGAAUAACAACAAUAACAACAACAACAGCAACAACAGCAAUAAUCACGCCAGCACCAAAAUCAAUGACAAACCCAACAGCAGCAGCUGCAGCAAUAACAGCCAUGCCUCUUCUCUAGGCAGUGCAGCAUUUACGGACUUGACGACUCGAGACAGUUCGUUGGACAUCCGUGACAUCGGCAUCACCGCCCGAUCUCGGGUUGCGGAAGGAAAGGGUCCAACAAAGCGGAAACCGAAUGGUGUAGCACAAAUAGAAGGAGAAAAGGAACGAGAGGAUUGGAAUGCGAUGAUUCGUCGGUGUGAAGUUUGGAGGCAGGAUCGGUCAUCUUCUGGGUGCGAGCAAGAUGAACUGGGUGCGACAGCCUGUAUUGGUGGCAGAAAAGGUGGUGCAGCAGUGAGCGUACUCCAGCGAUUGGCGCCUAUGGAUGCACGACACGGAGGUGAGGCAUGUCGACAAAUGGAUGCAGACAGCACGGCUGUUUGCUCGAAUGUUUUAGAGAAGGAUGCAGAAACAGAUUCCGUAGAAAUGAUAAGGACGAGACAUACAAUGGAAGCAAACGUGGAGCUAAGGGGUCCAAUGCGAAAAGCCCAAACCAGUCUUCUGUCAGAAGCUGGUAAUGGUAGCACAAGAGUGAAGGUCCUAAAGGAUGAUUUCUGCACACCUCAUGCACCACCACCACCUCCUCCUCCUCCUCCUCCCCCUCCCCCUCCCCCUCCCCCUCUUCAAGGGGAUUGCGAUGACAAUUUUUGCUUACCAACAACGCCAACGUCGAGCAAUUCAACCGAUCUUCCACAGCGGCGGUCGACAAGAUUGCGGAGAAGCACGUGGACAUCAAAAUGUGACGGCAUCUGGUAUGCAGGGGAGCUCACAUUGCACGCGUUUGAGAGGAGGCGUGCAAUCAAGAAGAAAAAUGCAGACGAUACGUCGGCAGCAAUCGCAGAGCGGCACGGAAAUGAUCACCAAGCAAGUGGCUCCGGGCCUGCCUCACCGCCCUCAAAACACUGCCGUGGUCCAAGUCAAAGUCCAAGUCCAAGUCAAAGUCCAAGUCCAAGUCAAAGUCAAAGUCACGGUGUGCGAACAGGUCACGAGCUUCACGGCGACAGCUAUGGUGGAAAUCGACAGAGCUAUGGCCAUAGCCAAACCUAUGAGAAUCGACGGAACAACCCGGGCGAUUACCGCCGCAAUCACCGAGGAAGACUACUUGACGAUGAGGAUGACGAGGAAUUCCUUAGGAAGAAGGUGUGCGAAGAGAGCGCGCUGGGCAUUGGACUGGAUCAUCUAGAUCCUCGUGCAGAAGACGGCGAAGUCGGCGUGGUGAAGAAUGUUUGUCGACCGCCUGACAGAACCGUAGAACCACAGAUGAAGAUGAUGGGCAAUGAUGGAUCAGGGGAAAGCCGGAGGGAAGCUCGGAACACGAGUCGCGCAUGUCCCCACUGCAGCGAGGCUUACGAUUGCCCGCUCCGAGAUUUCCGGAAACACGUGAAGGCGUGUUUUGUGAAGACAACACUUGACACCGCAAUAGCGAUAGCCGAGGGCGACAAAGAGCUUGAAAGCUCGGCAGGGGUGCUCAGAGAAGAGAAGUGGAGAAAGACGAAGUCGAACGCGCAGGUGAGACAGCAGCGCAUAAUUGGUCGAUUGUGCCCUUUUUGCUCACAGAUCUAUGCAGUUCCAGCUCACGAGUACUGGAUGCAUCUAAACAGAUGCCCCGGUGCAGGAGCGACGGAGGGGGGAGGGGGGGAGAAAGGAGAAGGAGCCAGUAAGAAUGUUGACGUUGAUGAAAUGGAGGGGCAGGGGAGGGAGGAAGAACCCAAAUGGAGCACCUUGUCAGAAGCGAGCGCAGGGAAUGUCGAAAACAAGUCAGAAGCGAAUGCAGCAAGAGUCGAAAACACAGAGACGAUGUUUGCGUCAGGCGGUCCGAAGGUGAGAGUGAAGAAGGCAGAGAAGAAGAGUGCUUCUCCAAGGGAAACCCUCCUGCGCGACAGUUCGCAUUGUUAUCAAGAAUAUGCACCGAAACAAAAAGUGGUUACGGGAAGAGGAGGUGGUGGUGGGGAGGAUUCUUGGGAGGCUGGUUUGUUGCGAUUACAGGCGCUUGCGACGGUUGUCGAAGGAAUAACUCAACAGGAGGAAGCGGCGAUUAAGUCACUUCUGAGCUUCUGAGGAAGGGCACACUAACACCAGGGCUUUCCUUGGCGUAUCUGACCGCAAUUACGGUCAGGCCUGGCCGUAUCUGACUGUGAUUAUGCCCAGAGUCAGUCGAAAAAAAGUCCUACGGUACUGUGAGUACGCCCUCAAUUGCUCUCUCAUUUGUUGCCCUCUGCCGUCAAGUACAGGCCCAGGCCCCAUUGGUGCUAUGCAUGUGCUAACCGAGUGCGAUGCCUGUGCUAAGUGGCCAUGAACCUGGCCAGUUUUUGCAACCAAAUC
This is a messenger RNA of Chara braunii, 4332 nucleotides long. Lineage: Eukaryota; Viridiplantae; Streptophyta; Charophyceae; Charales; Characeae. The record is from the annotation of a GenBank genome assembly.